Trametes versicolor FP-101664 SS1 is the source of this 2621-nucleotide messenger RNA. RefSeq lists its product as uncharacterized. The record is from RefSeq and is a predicted model, not a curated record. The coding region runs from base 1 to 2526 and encodes 841 amino acids. The transcript is spliced from 4 exons. Gene Ontology annotation, molecular function: RNA binding. Lineage: Eukaryota; Fungi; Basidiomycota; Agaricomycetes; Polyporales; Polyporaceae.
AUGGCAGUAUUUGGAUUAGGUUCACAUGAUGAACCUAUCGUGGUCUCCGACGAUGAAGACGCUACUCAUGUGGAGAACGAGCUCAACAGGUGGAACGGCUCUUCUCCCAGCUCCUCCAGCAGUUCUCCUGUCGUUCGUGAGUAUCUUCACGCCCCAUAUCGUCCUAUCAUCCAGGCGGCACCAGCCUAUGCACCUACAUUACCUACUGUCCACUUGAACCAGAAGCGCAAACGGCAGGAGAUAGACUCUGCUAGCGGAAGCGCACUAUCACACCCUAUUGCGGACGCCCCUGGGAGGCGCACGAAGAAGAAACAGAAGGCACGACAGGAUGCAAGCCUUGCUACCCAGCACGCUCGCGUUGCUUCACUAAAGUACGAGCAGUACGAUCGCUCGGAACGCCACUGGUCUACUGCGUGGUCUGGUAACGACUGGACCUACCCGCCUGGGUAUCUACCAGCUCAACACGCUCCGGGCCUGGAUUCCACCCUGGAUGCCGAUGUGCCGAUGUAUCGGAUGUCGGACAUGGGUAGAGGUCACCCUGAUCCUCUCCGUGUACCUUACCCACCUGUCUCUUACAGCCAGCAGGCCGGACCGUCCUGGCAUCCGCCCGACUCAGCACUAGGCGACUCCUUGAGACGGUUACAGGCAUUGUCGGAUUCUCUCGUGGCCAAAUCUAUCGGGCCCUCUAUGCCGGUUUCUACUCAAACUUCGCCGCCGCCACCUAAUGUAGCCACUCCCCCCACCGACACCGACAAACGACAUAUAGGGAAGUUCGACGACAAGACGAACGCUGCGUCCUUCGAUCUCCACUCGCCCACUCUUCUCUCACCUUCGACGCCUGCCCUGCCGCCCCCCACCCUGUCUCGCACUGUGGUUGUCGCACACUUGCCUAAGAAGUUCCGACAUCUCGACUUUGUAACGUCGUGGGCUGAGCGUUUCGGUGUGAUCACACGUCUGGAGCUGGACCCGAAGCCUGGCAAGGCUUUGGUGGAGUACGAGAGCGCCGCUCAUGCGGAAGCCGCCUUCGCGAGCUUCAAGCUUCGCGGCGGAGGGAAGGAACACAUUCGUGUGUACUGGUAUAGGGGCUCGCCUGCUUCGGUGUCCACUUCGGCCGCACGACACAGCUACGCAGACGUCGAAGAAGGCGAGCUCGAGGAAGGGGAAGUACUAGAGGGAGUGAUCACGCCCGCUCCGCCGAAGACGAGGUCGAAAAAGAAGAAAGGCAAGAAGAAGGCUCAACUACUCGAACAGCGCCUCACCGAUCUGGCCCCUGUCCCGCCCUACAAGCUGACCCAGGUCAUCUCGCUGCGUUCUGACGCAGCCUAUGCGGCCCCACCCUCCAUUUCCCCAACUCGUCCAUCACUAGAGGAGCGCUUCACAGACGCUCCUGUUCUGGAUAGCAGGGGAUGGGAGGGGGAUAUGGAGGCUGAGAUGGAGAUGGACUCGGAGGACGACGAUCUACAACGAUUCUCGCCGCUCGGUUCUCCGCAGCUUUUGGCCACCCUUAUCUCCACGCCGUUUGAGGAUGCGGAUUCUGAGGAUUGGGAGGCUGACAUGGACGUAGAGGCAUCAAGCCCGAUACGCGAAGAAACUCCGCCGCUUCCUCUCAGCCCUCCGCGCCAAACUUCUCCUUCGGCCCUACGGCCUCGAUUCCUCAAACGACCUCGCGCCCUCUCGCCAUCGAGUCUUGAGGAGCAUCGCCCCAGUCCGGCUGCGAGCGCUGCUGAAGAUCGUCGGAAGGGGUUGGAGUCGGCCAUCGCGACUUCGAAGGCACGGCCUACCCCUUGGUCAAGCGUUACGGCCCCCUCAGCCAUUUCCAGUGGCACUUCGGCGACCUCAGAGCCCGUUACGCCCUUCGACAUCUUGGAAAACCCUCAUGCACCCGUGGCCAUCGUCGUGAGCUCGGAGCCUGUCGUCUCUCCUGCCAUGAUUACAGCGCAUGACGCCGCCGCGCCCUCGGCUGCAAAGAUCGACAAGCCAGCUAUCAGCUUGGAGGACCUUGCGGUUUCCUUCAUCACAGAGUCUAUCCAGUCCGCCGUCGCGCCUGCCCCACUCCGUCCUCCUGAAUCGUCUCUACCUCCCAAGCCAUCUACCCUUCCCAGCCGUCCAUUACUCGCAGACCCGCCUCUACUCCAAAUCCCCGUCCCUCGACUACCCGUUCUAUCUCACCCCUCAGCCCCCUCCGCCACAUCCACACCACAGCUGUCCGGAGCAGCACAACUACUAGCAAAGAAGAAGCGCCUAGAAGACCACAUCACGGCCAGCAAGGAGCUGCUCGGCAAGAUCGCGGUCUGCAAGUCCAAGGCGGAGAAGGCGACGCUCAUGCGCCUCCUCAAAGAGAAGCAACGGGCGAUGGACGUGGAGAUGAACGGCGGACACGCGCCGCCUUCCACGCCGGGCGCGAGCGUGGCGCCCGCCACGCCGACCCCAGCGCCGAAGGCGACGCCGUUCCGGUGGCCGCAGACGGCGCGCGAGCUGAUCAUCGACAUCAGCGACAGCGAGGACGAGGCCGCCUCGGCGCGGUAGCGCACGGCGGCACGCAGGUAAGAUGUUAUGUGACACCCGUACAGGUAUAUGAGAGCCGUGUAAUAUGAGCGCACACGCGCGUUUAAGCGCAGCUG